Molecule: messenger RNA, 2886 nt
Organism: Enterobius vermicularis (human pinworm)
Lineage: Eukaryota; Metazoa; Nematoda; Chromadorea; Rhabditida; Oxyuridae
Source: the annotation of a GenBank genome assembly
AUGGCAGAAUUUGACGACUUUGGUUUACUUAUACAAAUGGCUCGGCGCGAACUAGUCCACCUUUUGGAAUCCAUGCCGGAAGCCAAAGAACUUGCAGUUGAAGCAAAUCUUAUGCGUCCUCUUGAUGCGAUAGUGUCCAUGUCCUUGUUGCAGCGCCAUAACUGUGUUCGAGUUCAGCAGUUUACAAUGAAUGAUAAACUCCAGUGGGGCGAGGAAUAUUUCAGGCGCGUGUACAUAAUGCGACCAACAGUACUGACAGCCAGGUGUAUUUCUCGGCAUAUUCAAGCUGAACCCAACCGGAGAUAUUCUGUUAUUUUUAUCCCAAAUCGGUCGUAUUUGUGUGAGAUGGAACUAGAACGGAACGGUGUAAUUGGUUUAAUCGAUGUUUAUCAUCUCGAACUUCCACUCAUUCCUAUAGACUCGCAUUUGUUCAGUUUAGAGCUUACUGAUUUCACAAAGUCGACCAUUGUUGAUCAGACACUUAAUCAGCUUUACAAUGUAGCAAAAUCGCUUUGGCAGUUACAGACAUUAUAUGGUUUGAUACCGACAGUAUAUGGAGUGGGAGAAGUGAGCGUUCGAACUAACUGCUUGAUGAAAAAAUUAUAUGCUGAUCUCGGCGAGCCGAGAUCUUCACCUGAUCAACCUGUAAGUCAUAUAUUUCUAUUGGACCGGAACCUAGACUUAACCAGCGUGCUUAUGACCGGAUUAACUUACGAGUCUAUGCUUCAUGAUAUAUUUGGGAUUAGCUGUGGCAAAGUGAGUUUUGGUGGAAAAGUCGAAAAACGUAUCAGGGGCCGUGAUAUCGAAAAAAGUCGUCUUAAAAUUUACGCUCUGAAUAACAACGAUGUACUGUUUUCUGCUGUUAGGAAUAUGCAUAUGACAGCUGUUUUUCCAUUUCUGAGUGCAAAGGCGAAAACACUCCAAGCAAGCUAUGACAAAGGGUCAAGGUUAGAUCAGGUUAAAGAAAUGAAAGAAUUUGUAUCUAACGAACUACUUAAUCUCAGACAGCAGCACCGCUUAUUGGAACUUCAUAUUUGUGCUUGUGAAGAAGUGUUGGAAAAUUGUAAAGGAAUGUCUGAUCGCCUUGCUUUGGAACAUGCCUUGGUGACAGGAAGUUACGAUGCAAAUGAAGUAGUAACAUUUUUGGAUGAUAUGUUGUGCCAGGAAAGUAAUAUGUGGCAAGUUUUGCUUUUAGCUUGCUUAUGGUCAGUUUGCCAGGAUGGAUUAUCAGCUAAGCAUUAUUCAGCGUUCCGAACCAGUUUCUUGCGAACUUAUGGUCAUGAGUUUCUUCCACUUCUCCAUACACUUUCACUCCAAGGACUCCUCGCUGAAAAGAUCACUUUGCAGUCACCUUCAGUCAAGUCUCUGUCGGCCUCGUGGGCCAUUCAGAGACCAACUUUUAAAAACCUAUCAAAAAGAAUGAAUUUACUGCCUGUUUCGGAAGAUAAGUCCGAGGACUUCAGAUCUCCGAAACGCAUGAGCUAUGUAUAUUCUGGUUCAUUUACCCCAGCCUUGUGCCAGAUCAUUGCCGAUACUAUUGAAAACGGCUGGAAUGCAUCUGAAAUAAAAAAAACAUUUGGAGAUUGUGUGUUCUGCGAUCAAAAUUCGUACACUGCCAGUAAACCUCCCGACAGUCGCAUUCGUAAAGCAAUUUUGGCGUAUUUUAUUGGGGGUGUUACUUAUGCAGAAGUCGCUGCACUGACACUCUUAGCACAGAAUAAUAACAUCCGUAUUAUAAUAGCUGCAACAAACGUUAUACACCGUGAACAUUACUGGUUGCAGAAGCCACAAAUUUAUGUAAAGCACGGAACUUUCCUUGGAAAUGAGCUUCCGAAGUUACGAUGUUUGAAUGAAAUAUUUUACCCCACGUGGUGGUGCCCUUUUGGUUUUUUGCAAACAGCAUUCCGUCAGCUCCUUCGCAAAUGUCCUUUGGUUCGCUUCGAAAGAGAAUUAGUAGCACUGGACGAUGGUGGCCAAACAGCAGUUGACUGGCGAUUGCCUGAAUAUGCGGAAUUUUCUGAUGAUUCUCCCAUCGUUAUUUUUCUUCCAGGAAUAACUGGUUCUACACAUGAUUGUGCUUAUAUUUUGUAUUGCGUUCUAGAGUGUGACAGACUUGGAUAUCGGUCUGUGGUUGUGAAUCCGAGAGGUCUUGGUGGAAUACCUUUAAAGACUGCUCAGAUGUACAGUGCAACGUGGACUUCAGAUUUAAAACAUAUAUUGAAUAUCUGUUCCAAAAGAUACCCUAAUGCUCCAAAAGUUGCUUGCGGGUUUUCAAUGGGAGGCAUGAUUUUGUGGAAUUAUCUUGCUGAGUGUCAAACGUCUGAGAACACAGGUUUAAAAGCAGCAAUGUGUAUAUCAAGUCCGUUUGAUCCUGUUGACUCAUCGUUGUCGAUUGAACGUUUCUUUCCUCGAGUCGUUUUCAAUCGUCAUCUUGCUAAUGGCUUGAAACGGCUGGUUACUCCGUACGCAUUGAAAAGCUGUUUUAUACUUUCUAAUAUUUUAAGCUAUAAGAUGAUGUUCGAAGGUUUGUGUAACUGGGAUGAAGUGAUGGCAGCGAAAACUGUUCGGGAAUUUGACGCAUCUUUUACGGCUCCUUUGUUCAAAUACAAAAGUUGGGCUGAUUAUUACCAUGAUGCGGCUCUUUACUGGAAAGUUUUGCGUAUACCAAUUCCGACGCUGUGUCUCAAUGCCGCAGAUGACUGCUUUUCUCCAAUAAAAUGUACAACUGUUCCAUUCAGUGAUAUCCUGAAGUCUGACCACGUUGCAGUCGUGGUGACCAAGCAUGGAGGACAUACAGCGUUCAUGAAAGAUUUCUAUCCAUCGGCUCCAGGGCUUGUCGAGAACCUUAUUUUUCAAUUUACACAGAUGAUAUUUUCUUUAAAAUGA